Molecule: messenger RNA, 2385 nt
Organism: Sorex fumeus (smoky shrew)
Lineage: Eukaryota; Metazoa; Chordata; Mammalia; Eulipotyphla; Soricidae
Gene: STRN4
Product: striatin 4
Exons: 17
Coding region: 16-2292 (758 amino acids)
Cellular component (GO): dendrite
Molecular function (GO): protein phosphatase 2A binding; armadillo repeat domain binding; calmodulin binding
Source: RefSeq, a predicted model, not a curated record
CCGGCCCGGGCCUCCAUGAUGGAGGAGCGAGCGGCCGCCGCGGUCGCCGCCGCCGCCACCUCCUGCCGCCCGCUCGGCCCCGCCGCGGGUCCCGGCCCCACGGGUGCGGCUCCCCUCGCCGCGCCGGCCCCCGGCCCCGGCCCCGGCCCCGGCCCGGCCGUCAAAGGCGGCGGCGGCGGCGGCAGCCCCGGGCCCCCGGCGGGGCCCGAGCCCCUGAGCCUGCCCGGGAUCCUCCACUUCAUCCAGCACGAGUGGGCGCGCUUCGAGUCCGAGAAGGCCCGCUGGGAGGCCGAGCGCGCCGAGCUGCAGGCUCAGGUCGCCUUCCUGCAGGGGGAGAGGAAGGGGCAGGAGAACCUGAAGACGGACUUGGUGAGGCGGAUCAAGAUGCUGGAGUAUGCACUGAAACAGGAGAGGGCCAAAUACCAUAAACUGAAGUUUGGAACGGACCUGAACCAGGGGGAGAAGAAGCCGGAGCUCUCGGAGCCAGUCUCCAAUGGCCCCGUGGAGUCCGUUACUCUGGAGAACAGCCCGCUGGUGUGGAAGGAGGGGCGGCAGCUCCUGCGACAGUACCUGGAGGAGGUGGGCUACACUGACACCAUCCUGGACAUGCGCUGCAAGCGAGUACGUUCCCUGCUGGGCCGCACCCCGGAGCCCACUGAAGGGGGCCCCCGAGCCACGCCUGGCCCUGGGGCGCUGAGUGGCGGGGAGUCCCUGCUGGUGAAACAGAUUGAGGAGCAGAUCAAGAGGAACGCGGCGGGCAAGGACGGCAGGGAGCGCAGGGCCGGCUCAGUGCUGGAGCAGGUCCCCUUCCUGCAGAGCUGCGAGGAUGAGGACAGCGAUGAGGAUGAUGAGCUGGACAGUGGACAGCACAAGAAACAGCGCGUGAAGCUGCCGUCUAAGGCCUUGGUGCCUGAGAUGGAGGAUGAGGAUGAAGAAGACGACUCAGAGGAUGCCAUCAACGAAUUUGACUUCCUGGGCUCAGGAGAGGAUGGAGAGGGCCCGGCCGAUCCGCGGCGUUGCACAGGGGACGGCAGCCACCAUGAGCUGGAAAGCCGGCGGGUCAAACUCCAGGGAAUUCUGGCCGACCUGCGGGAUGUGGAUGGACUGCCCCCCAAAGUGACAGGCCCACCCCCCGGCACACCCCAACCCCGGCCGCAUGAAGGGUGCUUUGGCUUCUCCCCAGACGUCUUCAUCAUGGACACUAUCGGGGGCGGGGAGGUGAGCCUGGGGGACUUGGCGGAUCUCACCGUCAGCAACGACAACGACCUCAGCUGUGAUCUGUCCGACAGCAAAGACGCCUUUAAGAAGACCUGGAACCCCAAGUUCACACUGCGCUCACACUACGACGGCAUCCGCGCACUGGCCUUCCACCACAGCCAGUCGGCGCUGCUUACGGCCUCCGAGGAUGGCACACUCAAGCUCUGGAACCUGCAGAAGGCGGCUGCUGCCAAGAAGAAUGCCGCGCUGGACGUGGAGCCCAUCCAUGCCUUCCGGGCCCACAGGGGCCCGGUGCUGGCCGUGACCAUGGGCAGCGGCAGUGAGUGCUGUUACAGUGGUGGUGCUGAUGCCUGCAUCCGCAGCUGGAAGAUUCCGGACCUCAACAUGGACCCCUAUGACGGCUAUGACCCCAGCGUGCUGAGCCAUGUCCUGGAAGGCCACGGGGACGCCGUGUGGGGCCUGGCAUUCAGUGGCGCCUCCCAGCGCCUGGCAUCCUGCUCGGCCGACGGCACCGUCCGCAUCUGGGACCCCAGUGGGAACAGCCCCUCCUGCCUCUGCACCUUCCCCGCAGCCAGUGACCACGGCACCCCCACCUCAGUGGCCUUCGCCAGCACCCAGCCUGCCCAUGUCGUGGCGUCUUUCCGCUCGGGCGAUGCCGUGCUCUACGACCUGGAGUCGGCCAGUGCCCUGCUCACGCUCGAGUCCCGUGGCAGCAGUGGCCCGAUGCAGAUCAACCAAGUGGUGAGUCACCCCAGCGAGCCCCUCACCAUCACCGCCCAUGAUGACAGAGGCAUCCGCUUCCUGGACAACCGGACCGGGAAAGCCGUCCACUCCAUGGUGGCCCACCUGGAUGCCGUCAGCUGCCUGGCCGUGGACCCCAAUGGCGUGUUCCUGCUGUCGGGGAGCCACGACUGCUCCCUGCGCCUGUGGAGCCUGGACAACAAGACAUGCGUGCAGGAGAUCACGGCACACCGCAAGAAGCACGAGGAAGCCAUCCACGCCGUGGCCUGCCACCCCAGCAAGGCCCUCAUCGCCAGCGCGGGCGCCGAUGCCCUGGCCAAGGUCUUCAUCUGAUGACUGCCUGGCCCUGCCCUGGCCGCCAGGCAGGCUGUUGGCCAGGGAGCAGGGCCGGGCCAGGGGCCUGAGGUGAGAGUGCAACCUCCUCCU